GGAUAUCCGAGUUGAAUUCGGCCCUCGAGUACAGAACGAUACUGCGGCACGGAUCGACCCUGAGAGCGCGGACUUUUCUGAGGGGGAUAUCCAGAAUGCAUUAGACGCUCGAGUACAGAACGACGCUCGAGUACAGAACGACGCUCGA
Molecule: messenger RNA, 148 nt
Organism: Penicillium egyptiacum
Lineage: Eukaryota; Fungi; Ascomycota; Eurotiomycetes; Eurotiales; Aspergillaceae
Source: the annotation of a GenBank genome assembly